This is a messenger RNA of Scylla paramamosain (green mud crab), 2048 nucleotides long. Its product is annotated as beta-1,3-galactosyltransferase 2-like. The record is from RefSeq and is a predicted model, not a curated record. The transcript has 4 exons. NCBI's taxonomy places the organism in Eukaryota, Metazoa, Arthropoda, Malacostraca, Decapoda, Portunidae. The coding region runs from base 183 to 1211 and encodes 342 amino acids. Gene Ontology annotation, cellular component: Golgi membrane. Gene Ontology annotation, molecular function: hexosyltransferase activity.
CAUCACUCCUUCUCGCCUCACCUAGUGGUGCUGUCUGAUUUCUGCCACAACCUGGACCACCACCACCACCACCACCCGUCACGGCACCACUACCACGAAACCUCACAUAAGCACCACUGCGUUGAGUGAGAGGAGACAAGACUACGAGGUGACGUGGUUAAAUUAACGAGCUGACGAGUGUAAUGAGUCGAAUACUAAAUCCUUGCGUGUGCUUCAAAUGGCCAAUGAUAAGAUGGCGAUAUAUUCUGAUGACGAUAGUGAUGAUGUGCGUGAUGAUGCUGAUGGUGAUGAUGGUGAGUGUGAGUCGACUGCCGACGACAACGAGGGUGAAGAGGACUAUUGAGAAUUAUAAGCCCUACAUCCCAAGCAGGCCCAACCAGAUCCGCAUAGGCGUGCCCCCAAACGUUCCUCGACACUUCCUGAUAGAGGAGGCGGACGCGUGCACACGGAGGGGCGACGACUUGGAGGUGGUGGUGUACGUGCACUCCGCCAUCAAGAGGGUGGAACAGCGGCGUCUGACGCGACUCACCUGGGCCAACUCCAGCGCCCUCAACAUGGCGGUGGUAUUCAUGGUGGGCCGCGCAAAGAACACCCAGGAGAAGAACAUCGUGCGCCGCGAGAGUGACCUGUACCACGACAUCGUGCAGGGUGACUACGGGGACCACUACCACCUUCUGACCUACAAGUCGCUCUCUGCCCUCUAUUGGAUUAACAAGCACUGCGCCCACGUGCCCUGGACGCUCCACGCGGACGACGACCUGCUCAUCGACACCCACGUCCUGCAGAACUUCAUCGAGGAGUUCGACAGCAGCACAGACAGGAACAACCUGCACUGCAGACUGCUGAAGACGCAGCGCGUGGCCAGGAAGGGCCGCUGGAAAGUUAUGCAAAAGGAGUUUCCUGCCAGACGAUUCCCGCCCUUCUGCCAGGGCAUCCUAUGGCUGCUGCCAACCAAGGAAGUGUCCAAGCUACUGAAAGCGUCUGCCAAGGUGAAGUGGCUGUGGGUGGACGACGCGUACGUCACCGGCCUGCUGCCCAAGCACAGCGGCAUGAAGAUCUCCGGCAUCCCCAAUGACCGCUUCGGCAUCGCGUCAUUCUCCGACAGUGACGUGGGGAAGAAGCUGGUGUGGUUCCACCUGCGCGGGAUGAACCUGACGCAGCUGUGGUCUGGCAUCCAGAACCACUACUACAACACCACCGAGGAGUCGUGACUGGAGCGCACAAGGGGAACCUCACUACAAAGAGCCUCCACCUCGCUGGCCACGCGGCGACCCGAGGCACAGAGGCAGCAGGCCACAGAAUCACACAGCAGCACACGGCACUGAACUAAAGGCCAUUGCUGUCUGGCGGAUGAAGGCGUCGAGAGCAGCACUGACAGACGGUUGCGCUGCACUCAACACUCCCUUACAGCAGCGACUGAACCUGUAUGGUUAACCGCCCAAUUCAUCUCAAGGCAUCAUGUCUGUUACCCUCACAGCAUCAUGUUGUUCCCUGCAUCUCUGACCUACACCUUACUGAUGCAUCCACCUCCGUGACUCACGCUAUCACGCUCACCACUCCACCCUCACUUCUUAUCACUUGCACACUCAUUCACGCUGCAUCCCAUUCCUCAGUUCACCUCACACUAACACCAUGAACGAAUUAACACAGUCACAUUGUCAUUCACUCUCCAUAUGUCACAACCAUACACAAACGAGCACUAUCACUUACAUUCCAUACCGUAUCAUACUUCACUUCACCAUUCUAAGAUAACAUUAUACAGGUCUGGGCGAAAAUAGCAGUUGUGUCACCGUAAAUCUGAUAAGAGGGGCAAAGUACAAUAUGAGCAAUAAUUUAAAGAUGCUAAUGCCACAAAGACGAUGAGAAUUAAUGAAGUGUGACGUCAUUAUAAAAAAAGUGCUAUAGUAAUAUUUAUUUUGGUUAAAGUGAGAAGUUUAAUGGAUCAGAAAAAGUAGAGAAGUACUGAUUCUCUCUCUCUCUCUCUCUCUCUCUCUCUCUCUCUCUCUCUCUCUCUCUCUCUCUCUCUCUCUCUCUCUCUCUCUAUCUAU